AGAUGCCAUAGCAGCACCACUCGAACGUCAGGCCUGACGAUUAGCCCAUGUAGCCACCAGAUCAAGCUCGAGAAAGCUGCUACAUCUGUUUCCAUCAAUAUGCUCGAUAUUACGUUCCGAUUUCCUCCAUUGGGCACUCGGUUGUGCGUCACGAAACGAUUCUUAGUUUACGUUUGCUUACAGUUCGUAUUUUUUGCUGGUCAGGUACGAUCCGAUGAUCUCUACAGUGCAAUAGCACACCUCGAGGACCUAUUGACAACCGAACAGCAAGUUAUCCAGUCUAUUCAUCGAUACCAAUCCCUUCACCACGAUCGGUUGGAGGAACUACAGUUUCAUCAUGCCUGGAGCAGCAUCACAACGGGCGAGGGCGUAGGAAACGUCGUCCGACGGUUCAAGACUAUGGCUGACCUCAGCUGGACGUGGGCUUUCUACUACGACCGUAAUUCGCUGCUGAGCCGCGCCAUAGUUCGUGCUAUGAUGGGGUUCCUCUCCAGAUAUACGAUGCCAUCGGAUGACGACUUAUCGGGAGCAGCAGUAGGGCUGUGCCGCCUUCUCAACACCUACAUGUUGACUUCCGCGUUUUUGACAUCACUCCGUUCGGCACCUCGACCUACCGUUUCAGACCUUGUCCUGAUUGCUUCAUCCUGCCUCGGUGAGGGUUAUGUAGAGGAGUCGCUAACCUGGGCCACGGCUGCUCUCGAAGAGUCAGUCGCCAAGAACGCAGCGUGGGAGUCUGCUGUGUGCGUUCUAUCAAAUGCCACGUACAGUCUACAAAAUGUAGCGUCCGCUUCAGACGUGGUCCACAAGGCCUUGAGUACAGCGGGCCCUCCUGAACGAGGAAUUCUGUCGAAAGUAAAGGAACUCUACGACAAGGAAAUUCGUGGGUGGACGUAUCCCCAAGGGAAAACUUGGCAAAGGCGACGAAGCCAGUUCGAACGCUCUUGCGCAAUCGCGUUGCGUGGCGCCCCUCUUAGAGCGUCAAGUGAGCUGCGCUGCAAGAUGACCACCAAUGGAAGACACCCCGCCCUCAUUUUACAGCCAAUCAAGAUGGAGGUUAUCAGCGUGGAUCCUUGGUUCGUGCUUUUCCACGACUUUAUUAGUGCCCAGGAGGCGGAGGAAAUAAAGAGCCAUUCUCGAAGACAUCUAAAGCGAGCAACAACUGUACACCAAGAUGGCGCCAUGAAUCCUGUACCCUACCGUGUCAGCAAGUCUUACUUCCUAGAAGAGCAUGUGUUCCCGGCUGCGAAGCGUGUUGAAACGAAGAUCUUCGACGUCACAGGCCUUUCAGGGAGUAGCGCCGAAAACUUUCAGAUUGCUCACUAUGGCGUCGGGGGCCACUACAUAACUCACACUGAUUACACCAAGAAGGACCAGUCGACGCUUCCGGACCAUCACCUAUGGGGGAACCGACUGGCGACCGUGCUGAUGUACCUGACGGAUGUUAAAUCCGGCGGUGCUACUGCAUUCGUCGAGGCCAAUGUGGCUGUCAGACCCCAGAGGGGCCUGGCGCUCUUUUGGUUCAACAUGCUCAGAGCUGAGGAUGAAAACAGUGAAAAGGUCACAGAGUGGUCCGAACCUCGCUACGGAGACCGUCGGACGAGUCACUGCGCAUGUCCCGUACUUGAAGGUUCAAAGUGGAUCGCAACGAAGUGGUUCCGUGAGAAAGACCAAGGGGUUGUGAAAUAUCGAACGCCUAUUUAACCAUUCUUCGUUUAUAUUCUAUAAAGCGUGAAACCGUUUGAUGGAUUGAGACGGGAAAUACAUAUAUGGUAUUCAU
Messenger RNA from Ornithodoros turicata, 1777 nucleotides. Its product is annotated as prolyl 4-hydroxylase subunit alpha-1-like. Gene Ontology annotation, cellular component: endoplasmic reticulum. NCBI's taxonomy places the organism in Eukaryota, Metazoa, Arthropoda, Arachnida, Ixodida, Argasidae. The record is from RefSeq and is a predicted model, not a curated record. Gene Ontology annotation, molecular function: protein binding; procollagen-proline 4-dioxygenase activity; iron ion binding. The transcript is spliced from 2 exons. The coding region runs from base 100 to 1701 and encodes 533 amino acids. Gene Ontology annotation, biological process: peptidyl-proline hydroxylation to 4-hydroxy-L-proline.